UAUUGCGAAAUGCGCGCUUGUGUUGCGGCUUCCGUAGCUGGAAGUCAUGGCGUGCAAUCGGAGGUAGGAGCUCCGGACGGUGAAGCGGCUCCCCCGCUAAACGGCUCGGGAUGCCUCGGUACGCCCAGCUCGUGAUAGGGCCCGCCGGCAGUGGAAAGAGCACUUACUGUUCUACUAUGCAGCAGCACUGUGAGGUGUUGAAUCGAUCAGUACAAGUGGUAAACCUUGACCCUGCUGCUGAAUACUUUGACUAUCCUGUCUUAGCAGAUAUCCGGGAGCUCAUCCAAGUGGAAGAUGUGAUGGAGGAUGACACGUUAAGGUUUGGCCCAAACGGUGGACUCAUUUUCUGCAUGGAAUACUUUGCCAACAACUUUGAUUGGUUGGCAGAUUGCCUUGGACACGUGGAAGAUGAUUAUAUACUAUUCGAUUGUCCAGGACAGAUUGAGCUAUAUACACACCUGCCAAUAAUGAAGCAGCUUGUCGAACAGUUACAGCAGUGGGAAUUCCGUGUUUGUGGUGUAUUUCUUGUUGAUUCUCAAUUUAUGGUGGAGUCAUUUAAGUUUGUGUCAGGAGUAAUGGCAGCUCUCAGCGCCAUGGUCUCUCUGGAAAUUCCGCAAGUCAACAUCAUGACAAAAAUGGAUUUACUUAACAAGAAAGCAAAGAAAGAAAUUGAAAAGUAUUUAGACCCUGAUAUGUAUUCACUGAUGCAGGACUCUUCUGAUAUUUGGAAGAGCAAGAAAUUUAAGAAACUCACCAAAGCAAUUUGUGGAUUGGUCGAUGACUACAGCAUGGUUCGUUUUUUGCCAUUUGACCGUUCAGAUGAAGAAUGUAUUAGUAUAGUUUUGCAACACAUUGACUUUUCCAUUCAGUAUGGAGAGGACUUUGAAGUCAAAGAACCAAAGGAGCAAGAUGAAGAGCUUGAUGCACCGAGCACAAGUCAUCAGUUUUUCCAAGGCGCGACUGCUGACUGAAUUCCUGGAUCUAAUCAAGCAUCUGGGCCCAGUUAAACAUUAGGUUCAUUUUAUCUGGAAAUCAUUAAUGCUGUGCCUUCCUCAAGAUGCCCGAUAACACACAAUUUAAAACCUUGUGUGAGAACUCAGCUUGUUUGCACUAUUGUGUGAAGAUUAAUUCAAAUCUUUCAAUUUGUAUUUGAAAGUGAUUUUUGAACCUGCUAGAUAUAAUUAUGUGCUGGUAAAUUAUCCACUACUGAGUGCCCUUCCUUUUAUGAUACUAAUAACUUUCACAAAUGUUUGGAAUGACAAGUGACAGACCAGUUUUAAAAGAUCAUGACUUAAAAGUUUGUUUGCUUGAAAUUGUUGUAGAGAAUCUUUAUAUUUUCACAUUAAAUUAUUGCUUAUCUCUGCAGGUACUUUAUGAAUGUCAUUUUGAAAUGUUGUAAAGUGAGGCCUGUCAGAAGUUGUACAGUGAACAGCAAUGGUUUUUAUCUUAAUAUAUCUCAUUUUGUGUGCUCCAAAAUUCUUUCUGCCAAAUACUGCACCAUAUGUAGCUUUAGUCAUGUGGUUUAGCAGAGAUCAGUAUGAUGUAUGAUGUCUCACACAAAGUACUCAUUAUGCCUGCACACAGAAACUUUAAAAAAGGGCAAAAUUAAUCACAUUAAGAUUACAACCAAAUGUUUAUAUAACAUUGAAAUAACCAACAGAUGUUUCUCACUUUUAGUUCUAACUUAAAGAUAAUAUAAAACCUGACUUUAAAUAGAUUGGUUUGGAAUAUGGAGCAAAGUUCAUUAAGUGCGAUGGCAGUACAGACCAUGCCUAGCAUAAAUGAAUGGGGCAAAAGACUGAAGAUGAUUUCCUUCUCUUGUUACUAUGUUAACAAUACAUUCAUAGCAAAGAUGGAUUUUGAUUCUUUUUUGUAUUAUAUGGAAAUAAAAACUUAAUUCUCUGUU
Molecule: messenger RNA, 1906 nt
Organism: Hypanus sabinus (Atlantic stingray)
Lineage: Eukaryota; Metazoa; Chordata; Chondrichthyes; Myliobatiformes; Dasyatidae
Gene: gpn3
Product: GPN-loop GTPase 3
Exons: 8
Coding region: 111-971 (286 amino acids)
Molecular function (GO): GTPase activity
Source: RefSeq, a predicted model, not a curated record